Molecule: messenger RNA, 871 nt
Organism: Musa acuminata AAA Group (dessert banana)
Lineage: Eukaryota; Viridiplantae; Streptophyta; Magnoliopsida; Zingiberales; Musaceae
Exons: 4
Coding region: 67-684 (205 amino acids)
Biological process (GO): protein folding; protein stabilization; protein import into mitochondrial matrix
Cellular component (GO): mitochondrion
Molecular function (GO): zinc ion binding; protein-folding chaperone binding
Source: RefSeq, a predicted model, not a curated record
CAUUUUGACCACUAAGCGCUCGACCCGGCGGCGUUUGGCCUCGUCACUCGCUCCUGUCUCCUGUCGAUGGAGUCCGUCGCGGCAUCGCCUGCGAUCGCCUCGUCGCCGUCUUCCUUCUCCUUCUUCUCUAGCAAGAGAAGCGCCCGUAGACGCCAAUCGCUCCUCCCGAUCGCCUCCAUGAAUUGGGGAGAUGAUGCUGAUCUCAAUUCGGACUCCGAGAGCACGAGUCUCGUUCCUUUCCUCGGCAAUCGCGCUCCCAUUUCCCCGCUUCCCAAGGAUAAGGCUAUGGGCUUGGUUUUAAGCGCGGCAGCUGGAAGAGGGUGGACGACGGGAUCGGGAAUGGAAGGCCCUCCGAUCCCCGCCGACUCCGAUUCCGCUGAUCAGACGGUUCUCACGUUCCCCUGGUCCCUCUACACCCGAUCUCCGCGACGUCGAAUGCGCGUGGCCUUUACCUGCAACAUCUGUGGCCAGCGGACCACUCGUGCCAUCAAUCCUCAUGCGUAUACGGACGGCACCGUGUUUGUUCAGUGUUGCGGCUGCAAUGUGUUCCAUAAAUUGGUGGACAAUCUGAAUCUGUUCCACGAGAUGAAAUGUUACGUGAACCCUAGUUUCCGCUACAAAGGAGACAUGCCGUUCAAUCACAUUGAUGCAGAUGAUGAUCAGGACAUCUUUCCCUUCUUAUGAGGUGAAAGAAUUGGACGGUAUAGAAGUGAACUGUAAAUAUUGUCUCGUUGGCACGACAAAUAAUAUGUGAAUUGAUGUGUGUACCGACAUCUAGAGAUUGACUUGCUUGUAGAUGUAAUACCUGCACUGUAUUUUGCAGUACCUGAUGGCACUUAGUUUUUGUUAAUAGAUAUUGGUUGAACCCUUA